Vicia faba (fava bean) is the source of this 1440-nucleotide messenger RNA. NCBI's taxonomy places the organism in Eukaryota, Viridiplantae, Streptophyta, Magnoliopsida, Fabales, Fabaceae. The record is from the annotation of a GenBank genome assembly.
AUGGAAGGUGAAACAGAGGCGAUAAUGGAGCAGAGGACUGUAGUCAACAACGUGAUGUGCCUCUUGACGCACCAAGAUGGAGCUCCUCUUGGUGCUCCUAUGUACCUUCCUCAGAACAUAGGUCCACAGCAGCUCCAACUCAUUGUCAAUCAGCUUCUACAAAAUGAGGAGAAAUUGCCUUAUGCAUUUUAUAUAUCAGAUGAGGAGCUUCUUGUACCACUUGAAACAUACUUGCAGAAACACAAAGUGUCGGUGGAGAAAGCAUUGCCUAUAGUUUGUCAACCUCAAGCUGUUUUCCGGAUUCGUCCUGUGAGUCGAUGUUCCGCAACAAUAUCUGGUCAUGGCGAAGCUGUAUUGAGUGUUGCCUUUAGUCCUGAUGGGCGGCAGCUAGCAAGUGGUUCUGGUGAUACCACUGUUCGAUUUUGGGACCUUGGCACUCAGACACCAAUGUACACAUGCACAGGACACAAGAACUGGGUCCUUUGUAUUGGAUGGUCACCCGAUGGCAAGUAUCUUGUAAGUGGGAGCAAGUCAGGAGAACUUAUAUGUUGGGACCCACAAACUGGAAAGCAAUCAGGAAAUGCUUUAACUGGCCACAAGAAAUGGAUUACUGGUAUCUCUUGGGAACCUGUCCACCUGAAUGCUCCUUGCCGCCGCUUUGUAAGUUCCAGCAAAGAUGGGGAUGCUCGUAUUUGGGAUGUUUCUUUGAAGAAAUGUAUCGUACUCAGUGGCCACACACUUGCAGUAACAUGUGUAAAAUGGGGUGGAGAUGGUGUUAUUUAUACUGGGUCCCAGGAUUGUACAAUCAAAGUUUGGGAAACCACACAAGGGAAGCUAAUUCGGGAACUGAAGGGACAUGCCCAUUGGGUCAAUUCUUUAGCAUUGAGCACUGAGUAUGUUCUUCGCACUGGAGGUUUUGAUCAUACUGGAAAACAUUAUUCAUCUCCAGAGGAAAUGAAGAAGGUUGCUCUUGAAAGGUACAACUCAAUGAGAGGCAAUGCCCCUGAGAGAUUGGUCUCUGGAUCUGAUGAUUUCACAAUGUUCCUUUGGGAACCCUUCAUCAACAAGCACCCCAAAACUCGCAUGACAGGUCAUCAGCAGCUUGUGAACCAUGUCUAUUUUUCGCCUGAUGGUCAAUGGAUAGCAAGUGCUUCUUUUGAUAAAUCUGUUAAGAUAUGGAAUGGAACUACAGGGGCAUUUGUCACUGUCUUUCGUGGCCAUGUUGGGCCUGUUUACCAGAUCAGCUGGUCUGCAGACAGUAGACUUCUUUUAAGCGGAAGCAAAGAUUCUACACUAAAGGUUUGGGAUAUUCGGACUCGCAAGUUGAAGCAAGAUCUUCCGGGCCAUGCCGAUGAAGUGUUUUCUGUUGAUUGGAGUCCAGACGGAGAGAAAGUGGCUUCUGGGGGUAAGGAUAAAGUGUUGAAGUUGUGGAUGGGUUAG